Molecule: messenger RNA, 1884 nt
Organism: Macrosiphum euphorbiae (potato aphid)
Lineage: Eukaryota; Metazoa; Arthropoda; Insecta; Hemiptera; Aphididae
Source: the annotation of a GenBank genome assembly
AUGGACAACGAAAAGGAAGGGCCUGUGUUCAAAGUGCCUAAAUUGUUCGGUCCCAGACCUGGCACGAAAAAACCCGUAAUAUGUGAGGACAUCGUUAGCGAUGACACCGAUGUUGCAUCGACAACAAACAUGGCAGUAAAUACCAAAGUCAGCGUUGAACCAAAAGUAGAACAGCCAAAAAAAAUUUCCAAGACUACAUCUCAAGUUCCUAUUCCGUACGAAGAACCGUCAUGGGGUGGGAAACCUGGAGAUAAAUAUUUUUUAGAGGAGUUAAAAUCUGGUGUAAUGUUAAGUACAAUACAACUAGAAAGUCGAUCAUUUCAUUGCUUUGGACGUUUAAAUAAUUGCCAUGUCACAAUGGCACAUCCAACAAUUUCACGUUUUCAUGCAGUUCUACAGUAUCGUUCUACUUUUUCUAUCAACGAUGAAAAUAGAGGGUUUUAUUUAUAUGACUUGGACAGUACACAUGGAACAUUCUUAAACCGUUUAAGAAUUAAGCCCAAAACUUAUGUUAAAGUCCAUGUUGGUCAUUUGAUUAGUUUUGGUGGUAGUACUAGAAUGUAUUUGUUACAAGGCCCACCAGACGACGAAGAAAAAGAAUCUGAAUUAACUGUUACUGAAUUAAAAGCUAAACGGCAAGCAGAACUUGUACAAAGAGAAAGAGAACAAGAGUUGCAAAGACUAAAAAGAGAAGAAGAAGAGAGAAAAAAAAUGGAACAGGGUGUUGAUUGGGGAAUGGGUGAAGACGCAAAUGAAGAAGAAGAUACUAAAGAAAAUCCUUUUGCUCCUAAAGAAAAUGAACAACUAUAUUUGGAUGAUCCUAAAAAAACAUUGAAAGGUUGGUUUGAAAGAGAAGGACAAGAAUUGGAGUAUGAUGUAUCAGAAAAAGGAUUUGGAACAUUUACCUGUCGUAUAGAAUUACCAAUAGCAAACAUUACAGGGAGACCACAGAUUGCUGAAGCUACAAUAAGUGGUAAAAAAAAAGAAGCAAUUGCCCAUUGUGCACUGGAAGCAUGUAAAAUUUUGGAUAUGUAUGGACUUUUAAGGCAGUCUACGCAUGAAAGUAGAAAACGCAAAGAAAAAAAUUGGGAAGAGGAAGACUUUUAUGACAGUGAUGAUGAUAAUUUCUUAGAUCGUACAGGAGAUAUUGACGCAAAGCGCAAAAAACGAAUGAAAAAAUUUGGUAAAGCUGCUGAAACUGUUGAUACUUAUGAAACAUUGAUGGAGAAACAUAAACUUUUGCUUGCUGAUCUUAAACAUACCAAGAGUAAAUUAAACAGAUUAAAUCGAAAUGUUACCAAAGAGUAUGGUGGUACUAAUGAUGAGGACUCUUUAGAAUCAUAUAUGUCUGAUCUUAGAAAUUAUAAAACUGUUGAUAAAGUUGAGAUCAAAAGAUUAAAGAUUAAAAUUAAUGAGCUACAAGACGAAGAAGAAAAACUUAGAAAAAUUAUUAAUAUUGUACGACCGACUACUUUACCAGAACUUAAAAAUCCUGAGAUAGAAGAAAAUACACCUAAAGUAGAACAAGUGGUCAAAGAAAAUCAAAAAAGUAAUAAUGGUCAAUCACCAAUACCAACAUCUGUACCAACAUUAUUACCAAAAGAAGUUAAAAAAAUUGAUACAAAAAUAAAACCUAAUGUUGAAGAGAAAGUAGAAGUCAUAAACAAAGAAAAAAUCAACUUAAAUGAAGCAGAAGAAACAGCAUUGAAGGAAUUGAAAGAAGCAGAGAAGCGACAAAAGCAGUUAGAGAAAAAAGAUAAGAAAAUAAUUGCUAAAACUUUGGAGAAAGACAAGUUGGAAGAUUUUGGAAACAUGAUUUGGAAACCUCCAGCGGAUCAAACUGGAGAUGGACGAACUAGUCUAAAUGAAAAAUAUGGCUACUGA